Molecule: messenger RNA, 1602 nt
Organism: Cucurbita moschata (crookneck pumpkin)
Lineage: Eukaryota; Viridiplantae; Streptophyta; Magnoliopsida; Cucurbitales; Cucurbitaceae
Product: glucan endo-1,3-beta-glucosidase 14
Exons: 3
Coding region: 188-1330 (380 amino acids)
Biological process (GO): carbohydrate metabolic process
Cellular component (GO): plasma membrane
Molecular function (GO): hydrolase activity, hydrolyzing O-glycosyl compounds
Source: RefSeq, a predicted model, not a curated record
CUCCAACAGACCACGAGCGAGAGGCAGCUUUCCACUGCGAAUUCCUAUAAAACGCGUAGUUUUAUGAAAUACAACUCCCCAUUUUCUCGCCGGCGAUCCUUCUCUCUGCUGAUUCACGGCUGUGCCGGAGGUGGACGCGGCGGCACAGCGGUGUUUUGUCGGUUUGGCCUUAUCUUUUUACUCCUUCAUGGCUAACUUCCACCGUCUCUUCCGAGUUCUGUUGCUGCUUUUCACUCUUUCUGAUUCAGUAAUCCGAACUCUGAGCGUUGGAAUUGGAAUAAACUAUGGCCAAAUCGCUAAUAAUCUACCGUCUCCAUCGCGCGUCGUCACUCUUCUCCAAAGUCUAAACAUCAGCAGGGUAAAACUGUACGAUGCAGAUCCUAAUGUCCUGUAUGCCUUCUCCAGUAGUAAUGUGAAUUUCAUUAUAGGACUUGGUAAUGAAUAUCUCCAGAACAUGACCGAUCCUCAGAAAGCCCUAGCUUGGGUUCAACAGCAUGUUCAAACACACAUCAGUCAGACUCAAAUCACUUGCAUCACUGUUGGCAAUGAAGUUUUCGUUUCUAAUGAUUCUCAAUUAAGGUCUAAUCUUCUUCCUGCAAUGCAAUCUGUUCAUAAUGCUCUUGUUAAUCUUGGGCUGGAUAAGCAGGUUUCUGUCACCACGGCUCAUUCCCUUAACAUCUUAGCCAACUCUUUCCCUCCAUCAGCAGGGUCAUUCAGGCCAGAUCUCACUGAAUACUUACAACCAAUACUCAAUUUCCACUCAAUGGCGAAAUCUCCUUUCCUUAUAAACGCAUAUCCUUUUUUUGCAUACAAGGAUAACCCUGGCCAAGUUCCCCUAGAGUAUGUGCUUUUCCAGCCUAACCAAGGGAUGACUGAUCCCAUCACAAAUUUGCACUACGACAAUAUGCUGUAUGCUCAAAUCGAUGCAGUUUAUGCCGCCAUCAAAGCAUUGGGGCAUACAGAUAUUCAAGUCCAGAUUUCCGAAACCGGUUGGCCAUCUCGGGGUGAUCUGAACGAGGUUGGUGCUACACCAGAGAACGCUGGGUUGUAUAAUGGCAAUUUGCUAAGAAGAAUACAGAGUGGACAAGGAACCCCGGCAAAACCAUCAAUUCCUAUCGAUAUCUAUGUUUUUGCUCUAUUCAAUGAGAAUUUGAAGCCUGGUCCAGCAUCUGAGAGAAACUAUGGCCUUUAUUAUCCUGAUGGCACACCAGUUUACAACAUUGGAUUGCAGGGGUAUCUCCCAGAGCUGUUGUAUUCAUCAUCCAAAAGAAAUGUUUUCUCAGUUUUCAGCUUGCUUCUGAUAUUCAUAGCCAGCUUUAUCUACAGUUAAGAUCUUCACCAUCAAUUAUGAAACAGUAGAGGUAUACCAGAAAUAGAUAGAAAUUCUUAUUCAUAGCCUGAAGAGUUUUAUAGAGAAGCCGCGCAUAAAGUCCCCUUCAGAUGCUGCAUUUAACUAACCAUCUGUAUUAUAUAUUUACUUUCUAUUUCAUCAUCAAUUUGGUUCAUUUGAAAAUUAUUUUUGUAGUUUCACACAGCAAUAAAGUAUUAUUAUUUCAUUAAAAAGCUUCCUAAAUAUUGAGCUCCAAAAGAGCAGUUUCCUUU